Messenger RNA from Salvelinus fontinalis (brook trout), 2719 nucleotides. RefSeq names its product interferon-induced GTP-binding protein Mx-like. NCBI's taxonomy places the organism in Eukaryota, Metazoa, Chordata, Actinopteri, Salmoniformes, Salmonidae. Gene Ontology annotation, biological process: defense response to virus. The coding region runs from base 61 to 2040 and encodes 659 amino acids. Gene Ontology annotation, molecular function: microtubule binding; GTPase activity; GTP binding. Gene Ontology annotation, cellular component: membrane; nucleus; cytoplasm. The transcript has 12 exons. The record is from RefSeq and is a predicted model, not a curated record.
UCUAUCAUCAAAUGAACCAUUCAUAAUGGCAUUAUUUUGUACCCCUGGCAUACCCCCAGGAUGUUCCAAGACCAGCUGGCGGAGAAGGUCCGGCCCUUCAUAGACUUAAUAGAUGACAUGAGAUCCAUAGGGAUAGAUAAGGAGCUGCCACUGCCAACCAUUGCUGUGGUGGGAGACCAGAGUUCAGGAAAGAGCUCUGUGCUUGAGACCCUUUCUGGGGUGGCGCUGCCCAGAGGGACUGGUAUUGUCACCAGGUGCCCACUGCUACUUCAACUCUGUAAUGACAGGACAGUGAAAUGGGAUGCUGUCAUCUCAUACGGAGGAGGGAAAGUCAUUGAAUUUGACGAACCUUCAGAAGUCGUGAGACACGUUGAACAAGCUCAGAACGUGUUAGCUGGAAAGGGAGUGGGGAUAUGUGAAGACCUGAUCACUCUAAAGAUCACAUCCUCCACGGUGUGUGACCUCAGUCUGAUUGACUUACCAGGGAUCACCAGGGUGGCUGUGAAAGGACAACCAGAUGACAUUGGAGUCCAAAUCAAUAAUCUCAUUUCGAAAUUCAUAAAGAAUAAGAAAACCAUUAUUUUGGCGGUGGUACCAUGUAAUGUUGACAUAGCAACAACAGAGGCACUGAAAAUGGCACAACAAGUGGAUCCUAAAGGCACAAGAACUCUGGCCAUUCUGACAAAGCCAGACCUGAUAGACCCGGGAGCAGAGAAGAAUGUGUUGGAAAUUGUCCACAAUAGAGUCAUCUUUCUCAAUAUGGGUUAUGUCAUUGUGAAAUGUCGUGGUCAGAAGCAAAUUGAUGAAAACAUGUCAAUAACUCGUGCGAUUGAGGAGGAGUUGGAAUUCUUCCGAAAUCAUGAGCACUUCAGCUCCCUCCUGCGUGAGGAGAAGGCAACCUCCAAGUGCCUAGCCAACAAGCUCAGCAAUGCCCUGGUCAAACAGAUCAAAAAAUAUCUGCCCCAGAUGUCAGAGAAGAUAAAGGAGCGGCUGGGGCAGGUAAAGCAUUCGUUGAGUCAAAUAGAGGGCGGGCCUCCAAUGGAACCUGAAGAGAAGAGGAAGUACCUCAUUCAGGUCAUAACAGAUUUCAAUGAGCAGAUUACCCAACUGUCCAAAGGGGAUAUUAUCGUUGAGGAGAAUCUGUUUGAGCUCAUGCGAAAGGAAUUUACAGAGUGGAUGGAAUGUCUGAAAAAUGCAGAAUCAGAUUACCACGAUGAAGUGCAAAAAGUGGUGGAUGAAUAUGAUGAGAAGCACAGGGGAAGUGAGCUGCCAGGAUUCAGUAACUACAGGGUAUUUCAACAUGUUGUUCAGAAACUAGUGGCUAAACUUAAGAUACCAGCUAUGACAACACUACAGACAAUCAGAGACAUAGUGCAGAAGCAAUUUGAUCAUUUGUCCAGAGAGAGCUUUAAGAAUUAUCCUUAUCUUCAUCAAGUCUCAAAGAAAAAAAUUGAAACAAUCCAGGAACAGCAGUCAAUCAUAGUGAAGGAGAGGAUCGUUGAGCAGUUUGAGAUGGAGAUGCAGGUCUACACACAGGAUGAAAUCUUCAACAAACAUGUUCUAGAGGGGGAAACGGCAGACUGCUCAGAUCUCUCAGACGAGGAUGAAACACAUGUUCUAGAGAAGGGGGAAAAAGCAGACAACUCACACCUCUCAGACUGCUCAGAUCUCUCAGACGAGGACACCUCAGACGAGGAUGAAACACAUGUUCUAGAGAAGGGGGAAAAAGCAGACGACUCACACCCCUCACUCCUCUCAGACUGCUCAGAUCACGACACCAGGAGCAAGUACCCAGGGCUGCUCAAGGCAUACUAUGAGAUUGUGGUGCAAAGACUGGCUGACCAGGUGCCCAUGCUGAUCCGUUACUUCAUCCUGAAGCAGUCAGCCAAGAUUGUGUGCAGUGAAAUGCUGGAUCUGCUACACAGAGAUGACACUGAUAACAUCCUACAGGAGGAUUCAGAGAUCGGACUGUAUCGUGCAAAGUUGCAUGCCCAAGUGGAUCGCCUUGUACAGGCCAAUGACAAAAUCAGCAGCCUCUGAGAGUGUGAUGUCUUGUCAGUUACAAUAUUCAGAGAUGUUGCCAAAAACAGAAACAUGUUAAUAUAAGUAGAUUUUUGGAAAGGGCCUCUAAUGGCCAAAUGUCAUUUAUUUUAAGUAAUGAGUAAGAUAAGCUAUAUUUUGUAUAUUUGUAAUCAACAAAUGUAUUAGAUCGGCUAAGAUCAGUGAGAUGCUGUACAGACGACACCAGGGAAAUCCUUCCGUAAACGUAAAAGGUUGCGGGACCAAGUGGAUCGCCUUAAUUAGUAGACUGUGGUUGACAAUUUGUCAGUGCAGAAAUUCCGAGAUGUAGCCAACAAUAAUAAUUAUAUACAAUAAUUAUAUAUACUUUUGACCAGCAUACAGAACAUUUUAUAUGAUGGGCAUCUCUACAUUUUGUCAAAAAUGUGUUUUUAAAUAAAAUGAUGUGACAGUUGUAUCAUCACAUAUCUGCAUUGUGUUUUAUGUUUUCUUCUCAAAAUGUACUCAGGAAAUAUGUGACAGUUGUAUCAUCACAUAUCUGCAUUGUGUUUCAUGUUUUCUUCUCAAAAUGUACUGAGGAAAUAUGUGACAGUUGUAUCAUCACAUAUCUGCAUUGUGUUUUAUGUUUCCCUCUCAAAAUGUACUCAGGAAAUAUGUGAAGAUGGUUGAUAACAUUAAAUAAAGGGACAAAUCAAAUGAA